This is a messenger RNA of Psammomys obesus (fat sand rat), 2236 nucleotides long. RefSeq names its product arylsulfatase family member I (gene Arsi). The transcript has a single exon. NCBI's taxonomy places the organism in Eukaryota, Metazoa, Chordata, Mammalia, Rodentia, Muridae. The record is from RefSeq and is a predicted model, not a curated record. Bases 1 to 1428 code for a protein of 475 amino acids.
AUGUAUCCAUCUCUCACCUCCAGGUACCAGAUCCACACAGGAUUGCAACACUCCAUCAUCCGCCCACGGCAGCCCAACUGUCUGCCUCUGGACCAGGUGACGCUGCCCCAGAAGCUACAGGAGGCAGGCUACUCCACCCACAUGGUGGGCAAGUGGCAUCUGGGCUUCUACCGGAAGGAGUGCUUGCCUACCCGAAGGGGCUUCGACACCUUCUUGGGCUCCCUCACAGGCAAUGUGGACUAUUACACUUAUGACAACUGUGAUGGCCCGGGGGUUUGUGGUUUCGACCUGCAUGAGGGCGAGAGUGUGGCCUGGGGGCUCAGCGGCCAGUACUCCACCAUGCUCUAUGCCCAGCGUGCCAGCCACAUCCUAGCCAGCCACAAUCCCCAGAAGCCCCUCUUCCUCUACGUGGCUUUCCAGGCAGUACACACGCCCCUGCAGUCACCUCGAGAGUACCUUUACCGCUACCGCAGAAUGGGCAAUGUGGCUCGGCGCAAGUAUGCGGCCAUGGUGACCUGCAUGGACGAGGCUGUGCGCAACAUCACCGGGGCCCUCAAGCGCUACGGUUUCUAUAACAACAGUGUUGUUAUCUUCUCCAGUGACAACGGUGGCCAGACUUUCUCAGGGGGUAGCAACUGGCCCCUUCGAGGACGGAAGGGCACCUACUGGGAGGGUGGUGUGAGGGGCCUGGGUUUCGUCCACAGCCCCCUGCUCAAGAAAAAGAGGCGGACCAGUCGGGCCCUGGUGCAUAUCACAGAUUGGUACCCAACACUGGUGGGCCUGGCGGGUGGCUCUACAUCAGCAGCCGAUGGCCUGGAUGGGUAUGAUGUGUGGCCAGCCAUCAGCGAGGGCCAGGCCUCGCCUCGCACAGAGAUCCUGCACAACAUCGACCCCCUCUACAACCAUGCCCAGCAUGGCUCCUUGGAGGGUGGCUUUGGCAUCUGGAAUACAGCCGUGCAGGCUGCUAUCCGGGUGGGAGAGUGGAAGCUGCUCACCGGAGACCCAGGCUACGGCGACUGGAUUCCACCGCAGACACUGGCCUCCUUCCCUGGCAGCUGGUGGAACCUGGAGCGGAUGGCCAGCAUCCGCCAGGCUGUGUGGCUCUUUAACAUCAGUGCUGACCCUUAUGAGCGAGAGGACCUGGCUGGCCAGCGACCUGAUGUUGUCCGCACCCUGCUGGCUCGCCUAGCUGAUUAUAACCGAACUGCCAUCCCUGUGCGCUACCCGGCUGCUAACCCUCGGGCCCAUCCUGACUUUAAUGGGGGUGCUUGGGGCCCCUGGGCCAGCGAUGAGGAAGAAGAGGAGGAGGUGGAAGAAGGCAGGGGCAGAAGUUUCUCUCGAGGCCGACGCAAGAAGAAAUGCAAGAUUUGCAAGCUUAGAUCUUUUUUCCGUAAACUCAACACCAGGCUGAUGUCCCACCGGAUCUGAUGGCUGGGGGUGGCAGGGAAUCUCCGUUCCCCUUCAGAUGUUGUCCCAUUGCUGGUUCUCAGGGAGAAGGCCAAGGUCAAGUCUUCAUCUGCAGGCAUGUGAAGGGAGGGCACAGAAGCCCUCAGCUGAAUAGGGCGUGACUUGGGGAAGGGCACAAGCCAGGCUGGGAUGCCUGGGUGCCAGUCUUGCCUCUCUCCUGAUGUGUAUGUUCUAUCACCUCAGGUACCAAUAACAGCAUUCUGCCUCCUCCUCACCUCUAAAAUGGGCUCUGGUGACUUUACGAUUCUGGUGCACACAUGUGUCUGGGGCCAUGGCAGGUCCUUGCUGACCUCACCACUUUCCAGAGGACUCAAGUCCAUGACCUUCUUUCUGGGUCUUUGUGGUGUUCUUAGAUAUCAGCUGGAGCAUUACCAUCUGGCUGUUCUGUUGAAGGACUCAAUGAGGUCGGACAGUGUAGGGUAUGAGAAUCUUCACAUUCCUGGAGCCUCAAGACUUGGGAGCCUAGUGGAAUGUUCCUCUUUUUUCCCCCAGCAUCCAGGGGCAACUGACUUGGGCCCUGAGCAGCUGCUUAGUGAGGGUGGGGGAAACAGCUGUGAAAAGAGCCUUUGAACCAAUCAUCUCCUUUGGCCUUGAACACAGUCCUCCCUCCCCCAGGCCCUUGAUUUACCUACCUGCAAAGGGUAGGGAAAUGCUAGUCCUGGCUCUGCCUACCUCACGGUGCUGAAGAAAACUGGCCAAGCUAAUGGUUGUGGAGGAGACUGUGAACUUGAUUAAAGUGCCAUUACCCAGAGGCAAGCCAUGCUGGUCU